Messenger RNA from Boeremia exigua, 2755 nucleotides. Its product is annotated as adaptin N terminal region-domain-containing protein. The record is from RefSeq and is a predicted model, not a curated record. The coding region runs from base 346 to 2580 and encodes 744 amino acids. Gene Ontology annotation, molecular function: clathrin binding. Gene Ontology annotation, biological process: vesicle-mediated transport; intracellular protein transport. Gene Ontology annotation, cellular component: membrane coat. Lineage: Eukaryota; Fungi; Ascomycota; Dothideomycetes; Pleosporales; Didymellaceae. The transcript is spliced from 6 exons.
ACUGAAUUAGCAGGCUUACGGACCAUUCUGGCGUUCAAGAUGUAGUGCUGAAUGUGACGCGGUAACGAUAUGGAGAUGAGCUUGGGCUAGUGUCGCACAGACCCGAACAUCGCCCAUGGGCACCUAGGCCUCCGUUCAAGUUAAACAUCAGCAAUAACUUCCCUGCACCUGCGCAUCUCCAAGCCCCAAAGCGCGUUUCGCUCGAUUCACGCAGUGUCGCCGAACCACACGCACUCAUUGCGCCGCGAUCGAGUCGAACCCCGCGGCCGCUGUAGCCACGAAACAACGGGACUGGUGUAGGAGGGGUCCACGUAGGGGAUUGAGCUCUGCAACCAAAGCAUAAACAUGGCGGUCAAUCGGAUCAAAGGCGCAUUUGCGCCUCCAAGAAAGGGCGAGACGUUCGAACUGAGAGCUGGUCUAGUCUCCCAAUACGCAUACGAACGGAAAGAAGCCAUUCAGAAGACUAUCAUGUCCAUGACACUGGGCAAGGACGUGUCCUCUCUGUUUCCAGAUGUGCUGAAGAACAUUGCAACGGCAGAUCUGGACCAGAAAAAGCUGGUAUACCUAUAUCUCAUGAACUACGCAAAGUCACACCCAGAUUUAUGCAUUCUCGCCGUCAAUACCUUCGUACAGGACUCCGAAGAUCCAAACCCUCUCGUGCGAGCGCUUGCGAUACGGACGAUGGGGUGCAUUCGGGUAGACAAGAUGGUGGACUAUAUGGAAGAGCCGCUACGAAAAACGCUCAGAGACGAAUCGCCAUAUGUUCGGAAAACAGCAGCUCUGUGCGUGGCCAAGCUCUACGAUCUCUCACCUGCAAUGUGCCUAGAGAACGGCUUUCUUGAGCAGCUUCAGGAGCUUGUUGGUGACCCCAAUCCUAUGGUGGUGGCGAACUCGGUCACUGCUCUGGUGGAAAUCAUGGAAACAUCUCCGGAAACGAAGGCGCUGGUCAUUACUCCGCAGACACUGAAGAAGAUGCUGUUGGCGUUGAACGAAUGCACUGAGUGGGGGCGAGUCACAAUUCUGACAACCCUGGCAGACUACAAGGCAGCAGACAUCAAGGAAGCAGAACACAUCUGUGAACGAGUUGUUCCACAAUUCCAACACGUCAAUCCAAGUGUCGUCUUAGCUGCUGUCAAGGUUGUUUUCUUGCAUAUGAAGAACAUCUCUCCUGAGCUGCUGAAGUCGUACACAAAGAAGAUGGCGCCACCCCUGGUCACACUGGUCUCUUCCGCACCUGAAGUGCAAUACGUCGCGCUGCGAAACAUCGAUCUCCUCCUACAGAAGCAGUCAGACAUCUUGAGCAAAGAAAUGCGCGUGUUCUUUUGCAAAUACAACGAUCCCAAUUACCUCAAGAUGCAGAAGCUGGAAAUUAUGGUGCGGAUAGCGAACGACAAGAACGUAGACCAGCUACUUGCAGAACUGAAGGAGUACGCACUCGAAGUAGACAUGGACUUCGUCCGCAGAGCGGUCAAAGCUAUCGGGCAGGUUGCUAUCAAGAUCGAGAGCGCCAGCGAGAAGUGCGUCAAUACCCUACUGGAUCUUAUCAACACCAAAGUCAACUACGUCGUCCAAGAAGCUAUUGUGGUGAUCAAGGAUAUUUUCCGAAAAUAUCCGGGAUACGAAGGAAUCAUUCCAACAUUGUGUCAGUGCAUUGAUGAGUUGGACGAGCCCAACGCAAGAGCAUCGCUAAUUUGGAUUGUUGGCGAGUACGCUGAGAAGAUCAACAAUGCUGGGGAGAUACUCACUAACUUUGUGGAUACCUUCGCAGAAGAGUUCACCCAGACCCAACUUCAAAUUCUCACUGCGGUGGUCAAGCUUUUCCUUAAGAAACCAGACCAAGCUCAGGAUCUCGUCCAGAGAGUGUUGCAGGCUGCAACGGCUGAGAACGAUAACCCUGAUAUCAGGGAUCGAGCCUACGUAUACUGGCGAUUGCUCUCGAGCGACCCGCAGAUCGCGAAGGAUAUCGUACUAUCCGACAAACCUCCCAUCACCUCGACAAUCCGCUCUCUGCCUCCUCAGCUCCUUGACAGCCUCCUCAACGACCUUUCGACAUUGGCCUCUGUUUACCAUAAGCCGCCAGAGGCUUUCCUCGGCCAAGGUCGUUUCGGUGCGGAAGCUAUGCAGCGUGCUGCUAUCGAAGAGCAGCAGGAAGACGCAAGACAGAACCCGAUUGCUGCAGCGGCAGUCGCAGCAGCAGUGAGCGGACAGACAGCACCUCAGUCGAAUAUGGAGAACCUCCUUGAUAUCGACUUUGAUGGCUCUGCUCCAGCAUCGCUUCAAAAAGAGCCAUCGCAAGGACAGUCGGGUCUCGAAGGUCUCGCCGGCACACCACAGCGCGUUGCGUCUCCCGCAGUGGGUGGUGCUCAACAAUCACAAUCCAAUAUGGACGAUCUACUAGGUCUGUUUGGAGACGGCGGAAGCGGAGGAGCACCUGCUGCAUCUGCGCAAAUGAGUAAUGACGACAUCAUGAACGGUUUCGCAAAUAUGAACAUGCAAUCGAAUCAGCCUCCGCCUCCACAGCAGCAAACAGGGGCAGAGGCUAGCAAGAAGUCCAACCAAGAUCUAUUGGACCUAUUUUAGGCUUAUGCAAGUACGAGGGCAUUAGUAUUAGAUCAUGUUAGCAAACAGUUUAUGCGGCACUCGCGCGCAUCUGCACAAUGAAAGAUGGGCAGAGAGGCAUCAGUGGAUUCACAUAGACGUCGUUGCCUAUUGCCUUCAGCCUGGAGUGACGCUCCUGCCUCUUAGCGUCCUUUCG